AUGAACAUUUUUGCCAACGACGAUCGAGCAAAGUUCCGGCACACGACGACCGGCAGACUGCAGCACCUGCGAGGAGGAUCGGUCACGGACACGACGACAGGUGGCAUUUCGGACGGCGACAUCCUAGAGCGCGCGUUCAUGGAGACGGACGAGAGUGACAUGCCCACGAAUCGGCUGUACCGGGCGAUGGUCGAGUAUCUGACGGAGAUGAAGACGCGUGAGCACUCGCACCCGGCAGUGUCGCUGUCGGGGGGAGUGGACUCGAUGCUGAGUGACAAGCACGGAGGGUUCAAGAUCGUGGCAGUGCAUCUUGACUACGGCAACCGCGCCGAGAGCGGAGCCGAGUGUGAAUACAAUCGUGGAGGCACUGGUCGUGUGCAGGACCAGCGUGGCGGCGUUGGCCGCAGUCGAUACUGA
Phytophthora sojae is the source of this 417-nucleotide messenger RNA. RefSeq lists its product as hypothetical. Lineage: Eukaryota; Oomycota; Peronosporomycetes; Peronosporales; Peronosporaceae. The record is from RefSeq and is a predicted model, not a curated record. The coding region runs from base 1 to 417 and encodes 138 amino acids. The transcript is spliced from 4 exons.